AUGGAAACGAAAUACGGGAGCGCCAGCCGGGCGUCGCGCUUCCAGACUUUCCGUGUGCUCUGGUCGCAUCAUGCAGUAGCUUGCUGCGUCAUCCUCGUGUUGAGCGCGAGUGGCUGUGCUGUGGGACCAAAUUACAAGACUCCCGAGCGGGCGCUGCCGAACCGUUAUACGGAAACUGCCUUGCCGGAACACACGGUGUCGGCACCGGUCGCCCACGGAGGCUCCCAGCAUCUCAACCCAGGGCAGGACAUUCCCGGGGACUGGUGGGCGCUCUAUCGUUCCGAGCCUCUGACACGUCUGGUCGCGUUGGCGAUCCGAAAUAACCCCAAUCUCGAAUCUGCCCGGCAGGCGCUUCGCAACGCGCAGGAAUUGACACUUGCGCAAUAUAGCGGCCUGCUGCCAGCAGUCGGCGGCACCUUCGCCAGAACACGCGGUAACUUCCCUUUUGCGCCGAGUGGCCAGCCGAAUACCAGCAUGAGCUACGGCUAUUAUGAUGCCCAUUUAGGGCUAAGUUACAAUUUCGAUGUCUGGGGCAAAACGAGACGGCUGAUCGAGCAACAGGAGGCUGAGGCCGAUUAUCAGCGUGCCUAUUUCGAGGCCGUGCUGCUGACGCUGACCGGGAACGUGGUCGCGACCGCGAUUAACGAAGCAUCCUUACGAGGGCAGAUCGCAGCACAGAUGCGGCUGAUCGCCAUAGAACGUGAUUACCUCAUGAUGUUGCAACAGCAAUUCUCACUGGGAGGAGCGAACGGCACGGACGUUGCCCUUCAGGAAGCUCAACUGGCGCAGCAGGAGGCGGAACUGCCUCAAAUGGAGAACAGUCUCGCACAAGCGCGCAACGCGAUGGCAGCCUAUCUCGGGGCGCUGCCAGCGGAUGCUGCGCUGCCGCAAUUCGAUCUCUCCGAUCUCACGUUACCGACUGAAGUGCCAGUCGCGCUCCCAUCCGAUCUCGUCAGGCAUCGCCCCGACAUUCGCCAGGCGGACGGCAAUCUUCAUGCCGCGACGGCGGCAGUCGGCGUGGCAAUCGCGAACCGGCUGCCACAGUUCACGUUGACGGGUGACCUCGGCUCCCAAGCUGCCCGGGCCGGGCAAUUGAUGACCCCCGGCAACGGACUGGCAACGCUGACGACGCAAGUUACCAUGCCAAUCUUCGAAGGUGGCAAUUUGCUCCACCAGCAGCGCGCGGCUGUCGCCACGAUGCGGGACUAUGCCGCCCAAUGGCAAAGCACGGUGGUGGGCGCGUUCCAGGACGUCGCGAAUGCCCUGAUGCAAAUCCAGAAUGACAGCCGCCAGCUCUCCGCGAACCUGCUCACCGAGCAGGCUGCUGCACGGGCGCUUGAUCUGGCACGGAGACAGUACCGGCUGGGCGGCGUGUCCUAUCUCACCGUCCUUAGUAGCGAAAUCAUUUACCAGCAGGCGGCGAUUGCUCUUGUGCAGGCAAGAGCCGCGCGCCUGAGUGACACCAGCGCCCUGCUCGUCGCCCUCGGUGGGGGGUGGUGGAACCGCCAAGACGUUCCACCACCUCCUCCCGGCGUCUUCGACUCCCUGAUGCCUUGGAGCAAAUCAUGA
This is a messenger RNA of Drosophila elegans, 1569 nucleotides long. Its product is annotated as outer membrane protein OprM-like. Gene Ontology annotation, molecular function: efflux transmembrane transporter activity. Gene Ontology annotation, biological process: transmembrane transport. The transcript has a single exon. The coding region runs from base 1 to 1569 and encodes 522 amino acids. NCBI's taxonomy places the organism in Eukaryota, Metazoa, Arthropoda, Insecta, Diptera, Drosophilidae. The record is from RefSeq and is a predicted model, not a curated record. Gene Ontology annotation, cellular component: membrane.